Molecule: messenger RNA, 1476 nt
Organism: Acanthosepion pharaonis
Lineage: Eukaryota; Metazoa; Mollusca; Cephalopoda; Sepiida; Sepiidae
Source: the annotation of a GenBank genome assembly
AUGAAAGAAAGGAUCAGUGGUGUUGUGGGGAAAGAAAUGAAAAGGAGUAGGAAUCUUUUCUCCAUAUUUUCUUCUUCACUCCUUUUUCUUCUCAAUCUUCCUUCCUUUUCUCCAUAUUUUCUUCUUCACUCCUUUUUCUUCUCAAUCUUCCUUCCUUUUCUCCAUAUUUUCUUCUUCACUCCUUUUUCUUCUCAAUCUUCCUUCCUUUUCUCCAUAUUUUCUUCUUCACUCCUUUUUCUUCUCAAUCUUCCUUCCUUUUCUCCAUAUUUUCUUCUUCACUCCUUUUUCUUCUCAAUCUUCCUUCUUCAUUUCUUCCUUUUCUCCAUACUUCCUGAUUCAUUCCUUCCUGUAUCAAAGCCUGCAGUAUUACGAAAUGUUCCCAGUUCCGAGAAUACUGAUGUUCAAAUAGUUCGAAUGCCAAUUGCAUUUCCAAACCCUCUGUCGAACAGACACACAGAAGAAUCAGAAUAUGACUCAGCAACCUCAGCUGCCCUUAGUCGAUAUAAAUAUUAUAAACACUUGGAGAAGUAUUCUGCAUCUAAUAAUGGUAAACCUGCUGCUGAACCGGUCCUUGUAAUGCCUGACCAUAUGUUGCCAUCUCGGUUUCUGACAAUACUCACUUUCCCUAAGAAGAUAACAGGAAAACAGAAAAGUAUUAUUACCAUAUUUGCCUUGUGGAACACGAUGAUGGGGACAGCACUUCUAAGUAUGCCUUGGGCAAUUAGAAAGGCUGGCUUUGCUAAUGGAGUCACAUUGUUGAUUCUCAUUGCUUUUCUCAUGUUUUAUUCUGCAUAUCGGAUUAUGAGUUGCACACUAGAAAUGGCACACUUGGGAUUGAAGGAUUUCUCUGAUGUUUGUCGCCAUUACCUGGGACAAGCUGGUUACAUUAUGUGCAGCAUUUGUUCUCUGAUUUCCCUCAUUGGUGGCAUGAUUGUCUACUGGAUUCUUUUAUCGAACUUCAUGUACAAUACGGUUAAGUACUUUUUCUUGCAAAGUAAUGACCAGUUUAAAAACUCAACCCAUAAUUCUUCAGUUGAAGUGCUUUGUCCCGACCGUGAUGGCAAGAAUCUGACCCUGGAUGAUAAUCUACCUCUCAACGAUAUAUGGGCUGUGAUUGCACGAUUAUUCAUCUUUCUUCAGCUUGGAGCUAUUUUUCCUCUUCUCAUCUACGUAUUCAGGAUACAACUUCUUCAUGUCACAUUUAAAGUCAUCUGGCCAGGAUUGCAUAUUGUUAUCCUGCUAAAUUUAUUCAUCUGUGGCCUCUGCAUUGUUUUCGCUUGCUUCUUACCUUACAUUGGAAAAGUGAUAGGGUAUGUUGGUGCUUUCUGCGGUUUUUCUUAUGCCUUGGCCCUUCCACUGAGUGUCUACCUCCUGUCAAGUUAUGAGAAAGGGACCUUGACAGGACCUAUCUUCACCAUCCAUGUGUUACUCAUGAUGCUAGGACUGGCCAAUUUUAUUGCUCAGUUCUUUGUUUAA